AUCUUCAAUGUAUUAUUUUUUUCAGUUCCCAUAACAGCCAGCUAUGAAUUUGUCAAACCCUUGGAUCAACAAUUCAAUAAUUUCAAUCAAACCCAUGUUAAAUUCUCCCUAUUAUAACAAACCCACGCAAUGUCUCACUAAAUUUCAAAACGUUUGCUUAAAUAAACACGUAAAAUAAUGAUGUAUUCACAUGCCAUGCCAUCUUUAUCGUCGUCUUCUUCCUUUUAACUUAUAAAUUUAUAACUCUUUUUUCAAGCUUUUCCCAGAUCCCAAAAGUAUCUUUUAACUCAGAUUCAAUUCAAAGAAAUUCUCUAUAUUCUGAUUUUUCAUCCAUGGCGUCUCUGAAUUUGAGCCACAUCAGAGGGGACUCUGCCUUUGCUGAGUUCCCUUUAACUCGUCUGGUUCGACCCAGUUUGAGUUUACCCGCUGGCCGAGUUGGGUUCAGAGUGUUGGGUCAAGCUCAGGCUUCCUCAGAACCGGAUUUGAGUGUUAAAGUAAAUGGACUUCAAAUGCCCAAUCCGUUUGUUAUCGGGUCGGGGCCUCCUGGAACCAACUAUACUGUCAUGAAGAGAGCCUUUGAUGAAGGCUGGGGCGCCGUGAUCGCAAAAACUGUUUCAUUAGAUGCAGCAAAGGUUAUAAAUGUAACGCCAAGAUAUGCCCGCUUGAGAGCGGACGCCAAUGGCUCUGCCAAAGGGCAGAUUAUUGGGUGGGAAAACAUAGAACUGAUAAGUGACCGGCCACUCGAAACAAUGCUGAAAGAAUUCAAGCAAUUGAAGGAAGAGUAUCCGGAUAGGAUUCUCGUUGCUUCAAUUAUGGAGGAGUAUAACAAGGCUGCUUGGGAGGAGCUAAUUGAUCGAGUCGAGCAAACAGGAAUUGAUGCUAUUGAAGUUAAUUUCUCGUGCCCUCAUGGAAUGCCGGAGCGAAAAAUGGGGGCGGCUGUUGGCCAAGAUUGCGGGCUGCUGGAAGAGGUUUGUGGCUGGAUAAAUGCGAAAGCUACUGUUCCUGUGUGGGCGAAGAUGACUCCUAACAUUACUGACAUUACUGAGCCGGCGAGGGUGGCUCUGAGAUCUGGAUGCGAGGGGAUAGCUGCUAUUAACACAAUCAUGAGUGUUAUGGGAAUCAAUCUCAAG
Pistacia vera is the source of this 1130-nucleotide messenger RNA. Its product is annotated as dihydropyrimidine dehydrogenase (NADP(+)), chloroplastic-like. Gene Ontology annotation, cellular component: cytoplasm. The transcript has 4 exons. Gene Ontology annotation, molecular function: dihydropyrimidine dehydrogenase (NADP+) activity; iron-sulfur cluster binding; uracil binding. Lineage: Eukaryota; Viridiplantae; Streptophyta; Magnoliopsida; Sapindales; Anacardiaceae. The annotation marks the transcript as partial. The record is from RefSeq and is a predicted model, not a curated record. Gene Ontology annotation, biological process: UMP biosynthetic process; uracil catabolic process; thymine catabolic process.